GCUGCCAUGCCCUGGGCGCUGCUCUUCGGCCUGCUGGCCGCGGCGCUGCUGCUGCUACUACUGCUGGGCCACCGGCGCGCGCGGCGACCUGGUGAGCCCCCUCUGGAUACCGGCACCAUUCCUUGGCUGGGUCAUGCCUUGGAGUUCGGGAAGGAUGCCGCCGGCUUCCUGGCACGGAUGAAGGAGAAGCAUGGGGACAUCUUUACUGUGCUGGUGGGAGGCAGGUAUGUCACCGUCCUUCUGGACCCGCACUCCUACGACACGGUGGUGUGGGAGCCUCGCACCAGGCUGGACUUCCACGCCUACGCCACCUUCCUCAUGGAGAGGAUUUUUGAUGUGCAGCUGCCCCAUUACAACCCCAGUGAUGAGAAGGCCAGGAUGAAACCGACUCUGCUCCACAGAGACCUGCAGGUUCUCACAGAGGCCAUGGACAGCAACCUCCGCACCGUCCUGCUGGGCGACGCAGGUGGCGGCUGGCAUCAGGCAGGGCUGCUUGAGUUUGCCUACAGCUCCCUGCUCAGGGCCGGCUACUUGACCCUGUAUGGAGUGGAGGCUUCACCACGCACCCAGCAGAGCCAGGCUCAGGAUCGCACCCACUCGGCCGAGGUCUUCCACACCUUCCGCCAGCUCGACCUGCUGCUCCCAAAACUGGCUCAAGGCUCCCUGUCGGCAGGGGAUAAGGACCUUGCGUGCAGUGUCAAAAGUCGCCUGUGGAAGCUGCUGUCCCCAACCACGCUGGCCACCCGAGCUCAGCGGAGCAGCUGGCUGGAGAGCUACCUGCUGCACCUGCAGGAGAUGGGCGUGUCGGACAAGAUGCAGGCACGGGCUCUGGUGCUGCAGCUCUGGGCCACACAGGGGAACAUGGGACCUGCCGCCUUCUGGCUGCUGCUCUUCCUCCUCAAGAACCCCGAGGCCCUGGCUGCCGUCCGCCGUGAGCUCGAGCGAACCCUGGAGCAGCCAGCCUUGCAGAGGACUGCCCUUCCACAGAAGAUUCUAGACAACAUGCCUGUGCUUGACAGUGUACUGAGUGAGAGCCUCAGGCUCACGGCUGCACCCUUCAUCACCCGUGAGGUCGUGACGGACAUGGCCUUGCCCUUGGCAGAUGGGCGGGAAUUUGCCCUGCGACGUGGUGACCGCCUCCUUCUCUUUCCCUUCCUGAGCCCCCAGAGGGACCCAGAGAUAUACCCAGACCCAGAGGUAUUUAAGUAUGACCGAUUCUUGAACCCUGAUGGCUCAGUGAAGAAAGACUUUUACAAGGACGGAAAACGCCUGAAGAACUACAGCCUGCCCUGGGGAGCAGGGCACAACCAGUGCCUGGGACGGACCUUCGCCACUAACAGCAUCAAGCAAUUUGUGUCCCUGGUGCUGCUGCACUUUGACCUGGAGCUUCUCGACACCGAUGUGGAGGUGCCCGAGUUUGACCUUAGCAGGUAUGGCUUCGGCCUGCUGCAGCCAGAACAUGAGGUCCCCGUGCGCUACCGCCUCCGGCCCUGAGAUAUGCCUGCGGUCAUCUGCUGCGGGGCUGCUCCAUCUCCCACCUUGCUGGCUGCCCUGGACGCAGGUGCCGCCCACCGUUUUUCCCUGCUUUUCUCUGAAGAAGCAGAACCCAGGGGAGGGGAAAGAGAGGACGCUGAGAAAAGAUGAUUGCAGGAAACGUGUGUGCAGCCUUGAGGACUUGGUGUUGCACCUGUACACCCAGGUCGGGCGUCUUCUGCCACCAGCAUCCUCCU
Messenger RNA from Ochotona curzoniae (black-lipped pika), 1730 nucleotides. RefSeq names its product prostaglandin I2 synthase (gene PTGIS). Gene Ontology annotation, biological process: prostaglandin biosynthetic process. Gene Ontology annotation, molecular function: monooxygenase activity; prostaglandin-I synthase activity; heme binding. The coding region runs from base 7 to 1494 and encodes 495 amino acids. The transcript is spliced from 10 exons. The record is from RefSeq and is a predicted model, not a curated record. NCBI's taxonomy places the organism in Eukaryota, Metazoa, Chordata, Mammalia, Lagomorpha, Ochotonidae.